Molecule: messenger RNA, 2042 nt
Organism: Sinocyclocheilus grahami
Lineage: Eukaryota; Metazoa; Chordata; Actinopteri; Cypriniformes; Cyprinidae
Product: ral guanine nucleotide dissociation stimulator-like
Exons: 18
Coding region: 327-2042 (571 amino acids)
Biological process (GO): Ras protein signal transduction
Cellular component (GO): plasma membrane
Molecular function (GO): guanyl-nucleotide exchange factor activity
Source: RefSeq, a predicted model, not a curated record
UUUAUGUUUUAUGAGAGCGAUCUUGUUGUGUCGCGACGCGUCCGGUGCUCUUGCUGCUCUGAAUUUACCGGGCACCGCUCCUCAUCAGCGCGUCCAGCCAAUGACCACACGCGCUGCAUCCACAGCAGGAACUGCGCCCAACGCGCCGCCCGCGCGUCACCAGCGCAGACCUCACCAACACGCUCAGCUCGCCGCCUUCAUCGCGCCGAUAAGCGCUGACGGACGAAGCCGGAGGGGAGAGAUAUGGAGGGACAGACACUCUGACUUCCGAGGAACCCACUCGCAGGGGCGGAUGGACGAGAUAUUGCUCUCCUAACAGCAUCAUCAUGCUCCCUCGAAGUAUGAAGACGUCUGGAGUAGAGCUGCCGGGUGUGGGGCCAAGAGAGGUGCCCCUCAUCGGAUAUCGACCCCUACAGCCAGAUGUGGACGGCCAUAAGGAUCAGCUGUGGAAGGAGAAUGAAAACAGGGAGGCAGAUCACACACAGGGGGAGCCGUCCCCGAUGAAGACCACAUGGUACUGUCCACUGGACCUGUCCACUGUGUCCGAAAUGGAGGAAGACGGUAUCAUCUACACUGUGGUGGUAAAACAAGGACACAUUUCCCCCGCCGGCCUGCAGUCCACAGCAUCCCGCUCUCAGCAUGUCAAAGCAGGCACAGAGGAAAAGCUGGUCCUCCAUCUCCUUCAUUCCUUCUCCAUGGGUGACUCCUCCUUCAUCUCCAUCUUCCUCUCCACCUAUCGCUCGUUCACCUCCACCCAGAGAGUGCUGGACAUCCUGAUUGACAGGUUGGGAAAUCCUCCUGGGGAGAGCAAUAGUAACACUCGUCAGAUGUUCAACAAGGCGGUGUGUACGGUGUUCAGCACAUGGCUGAGUGACUAUCCCGAGGAUUUCCGCUCUCUGAACGAUCCCUCCUGCCUGCUGCGCUUGGCCCCCCUGCUUCCCACGGACACCUCGGGCGCAGAAAUCAAAGGCCGACUGCUGAGGAUCGCUGAGGAGUUGAGUGAAAAAACCCUGCUGUCCGGCUCGCUCUCAGAUCCUACCAAAGGUGUGACAUCUCCUGAUCCCUCGGAGUUUGAUGCCACCAGCAUCCUGGGGUUUCCAUCCAGUGUGAUUGCAGAGCAGCUGACCAGGAUUGAGACAGAUCUGUUUCUGAAGCUGGUGCCCUAUCACUGUCUGGGGUCUCUGUGGUCUCAGAGAGAUAAGAAGGGCCGGGAAGGAGCGUGUUGGUCGGUCAGAGCUACUAUCAAGCAGUUUAAUCGCUUAGCAAACGCUGUCACAGCCUCGUGCUUGUGGAACACGGCUCUGAAGAGCCAACAGAGGGCCAGACUGCUGGAGAAAUGGAUCAGCGUCGCAGAGGCCUGCAGAAGCAGGAAGAACUUCUCCUCACUGUACGCCAUUCUGUCAGCGCUGCAGAGCAACCCCAUCCACAGACUGAGAAAGACCUGGCAGGAAACAGACAGAGAAGCUGUGAGGAGAUACGAGGAACUUUCUGACAUCUUCUCUGAGAAAGACAACUACUCCCAGAGCCGCGAACUACUCAAAGAGGAGGGGACUUCCAAAUGUUCAAACCUUGACACUAAAAUCAACAACAGGAGAUUUACAGGGUCGUGCGCUCAGGGCACUGUGCCGUACCUGGGCAUCUUCCUCCGAGAUCUCACCAUGCUGGACACUGCAGUCAAAGACCGAUUAGAGAAUGGCUUCAUCAACUUCGAUAAAAGACGACGGGAGUUUGAAGUCAUUGCUCAAAUUCGGCUCCUUCAGUCCUCGUGUAGAAACAGCAUUUUCAGAACGGAUGAGACAUUUGUUCAGUGGUAUCAUAGCGUACCUACGCUGCGCGAAGAGGAAAGCUACAAGCUGUCCAAUCAGAUUGAAGCACCGGGCGAGCCGAGUCCUGGCCGUGGCCUGAAUCCUACAGUGAUCAUCACACAGUGUCCAGACGCUCUCUCAGCCGUGGCAAAUACGACAAUGGAUGCUGAUGGCAUAUUUGACUUCCCGUCUCCUGUUAAUCACCUGCUGUCCAGGCUUUACAAGGCUUGUGAUUAA